GCGUAUCAGAGUGAACGUACGCUACAGUCAGACGUACCUUGGGGGUAUAUUUCUUUAGCAACCACCGGAGAUGGAGACACUUACCUGGAUGUGCCUGGUCUCAGCCGCGUGGACAUCAUACCUUGUCCUGGCUUCUGAACAUGAUCUUCAUAGUCAUAUAUUGGUAUACGACGGGGAUGAACACAUGAAUGCAACAAAGGGCUGUGGUGGCCUGGAACCUCCAUUCCAGCUCGCACCGAAUCCUGAGUGCAUAUUUUACUGCUUGAAAGAAAUAAAAAAUAAUCAAAGUCAAGAGCGAGGUUGGUCUUACGACCAUUACAAGGAUGGAACACUUUGUGCGUAUCCUAAUGAAAACGCAACUGAUGGAUUUGCCUAUGGCGUAUGCUCAAACUUUAGCUGCAACACAAGUGCACCCGUGAAUGUUACAUUGCUUAAUGAAAUUAUGAAACGACCUUCGGCCCCCACAACAACUUUGCCAAAACCAAGCUCAACUACCAAAAGGAUGCCAGACGAUUUCGACGACACAACAACAAUUUCACCAAAGUCAACUUCAACUACCGAAAAUAUUACGGAAUAUGUUGACCAAACAACAACAAUUUCACCAAAAUCAAGUCCGGCUUCCGAAACCAUUACAGAACACGUGGAUAACGCAACAACAGUUUCACCAAAACCAAGUUCGACCACCGAAAAUAUUACAGAGCAUUUCGACCCCACAUCAACUAUUCAACCGAAACCAAGUUCAGGAAACUCCAUUAAUCAAAUCUCUGAAUUGUUUCGUGCUACUCUGGCUAUGCUACCCCUACUAAUAGCGUAUUUUUCUCUCUAGUGUGUGUUAUAUUAGUAAGUAUUGAGCUCCGAACAUUCGCAACGGUAAAGCCUCGUUAAUGCGAGUUGCAAUUCAGAUGUGUUUCAUGCUUUUUAGACCUGAAAGUUGUCUUCGUUUUCAUUUAUAACGCAGGUACUAGAAUUUAGCAAUAGAUGUAGUUUUGGCCACAUAUUAAUUUUAAAUGUUCAUUUAUAUUUAGAAGUUUCGCGUUCUUGUACUCCAAAGAGAUGAGGACACAGCGUUUUCGCCGUUCCUUCAAAACCAAGAAAAUAAUUUUCACUACAUGAUGUUUGUUACUUUCUAAUUCAGUUGCUCGAAUUACAAUCAUUAGUGAAACGCAGUAACUUUUGGUCAGAUAUGAUACAGAUAAAUUUAUUUAUUACAGGACUUUAAUAUCGGAUCUAUUGAACCACAUACAAAUAACAAGAUGUAAACUUUUAGGCGUCAAAUACCUGCGUCUUUGAUGGGCCUAUAGCGUGCGCUAGAACAUUCAACCUUAUGUCAUUCUUGCACAAACUGUAUCAAGAUGGAGGCUAAUAAUCAUAGUUUUCUUCCAGCUCCACUAAAUUGAAAUUAGAAACUCUCAAAAAUACUGUAUUUCUUACUUAUUUAAUGUACACAGCUGUACAUGUAACGUACAUGUUCUAGCAUUGUUAUGACUCCCCGAACUUUGUUUGUUUUGUACCUGUCAAAUACGUUUAAGUUGCAACGCAAUUAACUGACAUAAUUCUAGUCAAAACAUUUUCACACCAUAACAUAGUAAUUAUUCAGCUAUCUACAUAAGGAGCGUGUGCUACAUGUUACUUACAGAAUUUUCCUAAUAAACCAAUACAGUGCUCUGCUUUAUAAUUUCACACAGCUUUGUUUGUGAACAGUGUGUCGGUACAGAAGUCCUAGCUUGGCAAGCCAAUGCUUUCUGAGAGCCGCCAUGACUUGUUCUCUACGAAAAAGGUUAUAUGGAGGUUUUGUAGAAAACUUUUUGCUUAGUGACCGUUCAAAAUACGUAAAAAUAGAAACUGUUUAAAUUUGUCGUUAAAUAAUGUAGAGAAUGUGUUUCUAUCUAUUUCAACCUGAAAUAAAAUAUACGUCACAAAUAAACAAACCAAACAACA
Molecule: messenger RNA, 1938 nt
Organism: Ixodes scapularis (black-legged tick)
Lineage: Eukaryota; Metazoa; Arthropoda; Arachnida; Ixodida; Ixodidae
Exons: 4
Coding region: 71-826 (251 amino acids)
Source: RefSeq, a predicted model, not a curated record